UGCGCCAAUCAAACGUUCCGUUUCCGCGUUUCGCAUUACCAUCAACCCGAGCCGUCUCGCACCGGCGGUAUUCCGACGUUCCUGGCUUCAGUGUACAUUGUAUACUCUCCGAAUGGGCACCGACUAUCCGAUAACCGUUCAACUGCAACGAGGCCUUGCAUCAAAUACGCACCUGCACCAGUGUGUGACCUUCGCGACGACGCCGAUUCGACGUUGUGACGCAUUUAUCUGACUACCAGUGUUUCUACCUAUUCGCAAAGCGUCGCGUGCAGUAAAAUAAUUAACACGGUCACUGACAAAAGAAGAGAAAAAUUCAAAACCAUGGAAACUUCGGUUUCUACAAACGGUAUCAACGAGCCAAAUGGAACUGCGCAUCUCUGCUUUGAACUUGACGGCGAGGGAGACGCUGACAGCUCAACGACACCAGGACACAACGCUGAUCUUCAUUGCGAUGAUCGCAGCGAGAGUCCCGUAUUCGGUUUGGAAGGUGGUGCGACAGGGGUUGGCGCGGCUGGAGGAAACUCUCUGAGAAUAACGUCCCACGAGCUUCCCAACGAGAUUUCAGCCCCGUAUGAAGUGCCCCAAUUCCCCAUUGAGCAGAUCGAGAAAAAGCUUCUCAUCCAGCGACAGCUGACAGUAAAAGCUGCGAAGGAUCUUGAAGAGCGACGCAGUCAUUACGAACCAUCGAUAGGUCCAGGAGUGCCGGAUGACAAUGAGCACCCAUUUGGUCUUGAAGAAAAUGAUUUUGUCCCACACUUUCAACGUGUUUCGAUAUCCGGCGAGGAUACCUCAGGGGUGCCUCUUGAGGAUUUACAACAGGCGUCACAGAUGCUUGUCCAGGCUCUUGUUAUUCGCGAGAAAUACAUGCAGAAUUCUAAACAAAGUUUUCCAUCAAUUACAUCUCGGUUUUUGAGAGGUGCCGAUAGAGCGCCUCACAGCACAGUCGAGGAAGUGAUACAUGAUGAUCGUAAACCAAUCGCAGAUCACCCAGUUCAUGCGCCAGCGUCGCGUGGCGAUCCAUGGGAGUGCGUUUUUCCACCUGCAAAAAAUUACCUUAUAUCUGCUGUAAAUGGAGUUUUCAACGUCUAUUGCAACGAAGAAGAUCUUGCGAAUGGAAAGCCAGUUCCAUAUUCGUAUCCGGAUUUGGCAACUUUUGUUGGAGAUAUGAAUCUUCUCUGUAUGAUGAUCGCUGACGGUCCAUUAAAAUCCUUUUGCUACAGGAGGUUGAGCUAUUUGUCCUCGAAAUUUCAGCUCCACGUACUGCUUAACGAACUUAGAGAGCUUGCGAGUCAAAAGGCUGUUCCUCACAGGGAUUUUUACAAUAUCAGAAAGGUUGAUACUCAUAUUCACGCGGCGUCAUGCAUGAAUCAAAAGCAUCUUCUUAGAUUCAUAAAGAAAACACUAAAAAACCAUGCAGACGAAGUGGUGACGUGUGCAAAGAAUGGAGAAACGAUGACUCUGCGAGAAGUAUUCCAGUCUAUGAACCUCACAACGUAUGAUUUGACUGUGGAUAUGCUGGAUGUGCACGCUGACAGAAACACCUUUCACAGAUUUGACAAAUUCAAUGCCAAGUAUAAUCCCAUCGGUGAAAGUCGUCUUCGAGAAGUCUUUCUGAAAACCGAUAACUACUUGAAUGGAAAAUACUUUGCCAGGAUCAUUAAAGAGGUUGCGAGUGAUCUCGAGGAAUCUAAAUACCAAAAUGCCGAAUUGCGUUUGUCCAUUUAUGGAAAAAAUCCAGAGGAAUGGGAUAAGUUAGCCAAAUGGGCAAUCCAAAGUGAUGUUUCGUCGGAUAACGUACGGUGGCUGAUACAAAUACCUAGGCUUUUUGACAUUUUUAAACUCAACAAAUUGAUGACCAACUUCCAAGAGUUUUUGAACAAUAUAUUUCUACCUCUUUUUGAGGUCACUAACGAUCCGACAACUCAUCCCGAACUUCACAAAUUUCUACAAUAUGUGAUAGGCUUUGAUUCGGUGGAUGACGAGAGUAAGCCAGAAAACCCGCUGUUCGACAAAGAUGUUAGCCCGCCAGCUGAAUGGGAUGACAUUGAAAAUCCGCCGUACGGAUACUAUCAGUACUAUACUUACGCUAAUAUGACAGUGCUAAACCAUUUCCGAGCGGAACAAGGCUUGAACACGUUUGUGUUGAGGCCGCACUGCGGAGAAGCUGGACCCAUUCAGCAUCUUGUGUGCGGUUACAUGAUGGCUGAAAAUAUUUCUCACGGUUUACUGUUGAGAAAGGUGCCGGUGUUACAAUACCUGUAUUAUUUAACCCAAAUUGGUAUCGCUAUGUCACCACUCAGCAACAAUUCCCUCUUUCUCAAUUACCAUCGUAAUCCGUUACCCGAAUAUUUGGCCAGAGGACUCUGCGUCAGCUUAUCGACAGACGAUCCACUACAAUUCCACUUUACGAAGGAACCUCUGAUGGAAGAAUACAGUAUCGCUGCUCAGGUGUGGAAACUUAGCUCAUGCGACAUGUGUGAACUGGCUCGAAACUCUGUUAUCAUGAGCGGAUUCCCACACAAAAGCAAGCAGUACUGGCUGGGGCCAAAUUACACAAAAGAAGGAGUAGCGGGUAACGAUAUAACGAGGACCAAUGUCCCAGACAUUCGUGUCGCGUACCGUUAUGAGACCCUACUCGACGAGUUAUCCAACAUCUUCAAGAUGGCGUCACUGAACUUUCAUGCCGCAUCUUUCAAUACUAUCGAUACAGUUGCUUCCCCGCUAAUGUGAUCAUUAUCCAAAUAUUAAUUAUAUCGAGCCUUGUAAUAAUAAAAAAAAAACAGACUGUCCAUUUUUCCAAUAGAUGGUCUUGAGGUUUCAAUCUUUCAAAAGGGUACGCAUAUAAACUGAAAAAGCCGUACAGAUCUCGCGAG
This is a messenger RNA of Diprion similis, 2873 nucleotides long. It is a transcript of the gene AMPdeam, whose product is annotated as AMP deaminase 2. The transcript is spliced from 14 exons. Bases 322 to 2730 code for a protein of 802 amino acids. Gene Ontology annotation, molecular function: AMP deaminase activity. NCBI's taxonomy places the organism in Eukaryota, Metazoa, Arthropoda, Insecta, Hymenoptera, Diprionidae. Gene Ontology annotation, biological process: IMP salvage; AMP metabolic process. Gene Ontology annotation, cellular component: cytosol. The record is from RefSeq and is a predicted model, not a curated record.